Molecule: messenger RNA, 1383 nt
Organism: Rhizoctonia solani
Lineage: Eukaryota; Fungi; Basidiomycota; Agaricomycetes; Cantharellales; Ceratobasidiaceae
Product: P-loop containing nucleoside triphosphate hydrolase protein
Exons: 11
Coding region: 1-1383 (460 amino acids)
Cellular component (GO): cytoplasm
Source: RefSeq, a predicted model, not a curated record
AUGUCGCAAGCUGAACCAAAGAAGAAGGUCCUGUUAGUGGGUAUUGGCGGCCCAACCUGUUCCGGAAAGACAACGCUCACGAAAUAUCUACAUAACAUCCUGCCUAAUAGUUUUAUAAUCCACCAGGAUGACUUUGCACCGCCAUGGGACCAGAUCCCCGUCCAUCCUAUCUAUAAAGUUCAAGACUGGGACGAUGCCCCUGGUGCUAUUGACUGGCCCAGGCUACGUGCGUCUCUUGAACACGUAAAAGACCACGGUGUACUUCCAGAUUCCCAUUCCUCGCAUGACCACUUGAACGAGCAGCGUGAGGUGCCAGUUUCUCAGGGCACGUUGGAACGAUUAAAGGUACAGUUCCAAGAGGUGGAAGGCCGAUGGGCCGCCAAAGGUUUCAAAGUUACAUGGGCACUACUCGAUGGAUUUUUAUUAUAUUGGGAUAAGGAAAUAGUAGAAAAACUUGACGUUAAGAUAUUCAUACAUGUGCCCGAAGAAGUCCUCCGAAAACGAAGAUAUGAACGUCACGGGUAUCACACAGCGGUUCAAUCCGAUGGGGCAGAGGGAUCGCUUUGGCGCGACCCCCCCAACUACUGGGAGCAAAUCGUUUACCCUGCAUACGUACGAGCUCAUAAACAUCUUUUCAAAGAAGAAGAUGUAGAGAAAGGCGAUCUGACCCCAGAAUACACCGACCAGCUCCUCUUGCUGCGAGGUGAAGGGAAUAGAGCCAGACAGUGGAUAUGGGGCGAAUGUUGGAAGCUAGCGCGGAACUCUCAUUUGUUCGCCAUGUCUUACCUUGCUCGAGCACCAGUUACCCGCGUUGCUAUCCGGCGCAUCCCCGCUGUAGUUGGCCGUAGGAUGGCUACGAUCCCUCCACCUUCAUCUGCCCCGCCUCCUCCACCACCACCACCACCGCCGCCGCCCUCCGGUCAAAAGUCUGGAGGGUCCUCGCUACCACUAAUCCUUGGCUUACUAGCUAUUGGAGGAGGAGGCAUCUACUACUUGACACAAUCUGGGGAAGGGAGCGACCUUAAACAAGAUGUAAAUUCCGAGGCGAAGCGUCUUCAGGGUCAGGCAAAUGCCAAACUCAGCGAGGCUCGCAACGCCGCCUCGGAAAAGGUGACAGAUUUACAGAAGGAUGCGGAAAGGGCUAAAGAUAAAGCUGCUGUGAAUGCAGCUAGCCUGUACGACAAGUCAGCUGCAAAGGUGGACCAGGGCGCCAAGCACGAUGCUGAGGCAAAAGCUGGUGAACUGAAGUCGGAUGCCGAAAAGCAGGCGAAUAAAGCAAAGAAGACUUGGCUGGAGUGGAUUGGUUGGUCGAGCAAAAAGACGGAUGAAGCGAAGAGGGAGGUUGCGCGAACGUGCCGACGCUGCCGGCAAGGUUCAAAAUGA